AACCAUGAUAUCCUAACUUCUUCCUAUACUAUGAUUGUGCCCUCUUAUCAAUCCAAAACAAGAAUCUUUGGUUUCGGCAUUCCCAUGUAAAUCAUGCCCUCAAUUCCAGCCCUACUACCCAGGCGCUUUCCAUAUUCAUCCUCCACCCAGUGUAUUUGCGCUAAUGUUCUGCCAGACCCAUCCUUUUCGUCUCUACCGUAAUCGUCUUCUUGCUUUACUUCAGCAUGAGUACUUCGAAUCACUCGUCCGUGGUGCCUGCCCCGGCUGAACCGGAACUGGAUUACCACUUCAAGUAUACCGUGCAAAAGGGCUUCUUCGCUCAGAGUGAGGAUGAAACUGAUGACACGACUUUUGAUUUUAAGGCACAAAAUUUUGGAUUAAUCAAUCGUUCUUAUCCUGGAGAGACCAACAGUGAAGACCGACAGUGGAGGCGCUUUGAGACAUAUGUGACCGGUCUGGAGGCAGCGAAGAAAGAGGGCGAGAGUUACAAAGUCCUCUUUCUGGGUCGUCAUGGUCAAGGAUGGCACAAUGUCGCAGAGGCGAAGUACGGAACGAAGGCUUGGGAUUGUUACUACGCCGCCCUCGACGGCUACGACGGCAUAACCUGGGCAGAUGCCAACCUGACCUCUACAGGUCAAGAUCAAGCUCUUGCUGUAAACAAGCUAUGGACUGAACAACGUCCCCUUGGGAUCCCGUCUCCACAGACUUAUUACGUUUCCCCCUUGACCCGCACGAUCGAAACAGCAAAUCUGACGUUUGGAGGCCUCCCUCUCCCGUCAUCUCAGCCCUACGCGCCCUACAUAAAGGAACUCGUUCGUGAGGCCCUUGGCGUACAUACCUGUGAUCGCCGCAGCACAGCAACUCACCUCAAAAACACCUUCACCGACCCGAAAUUGACGUUCGAACCUGGUUUCUCGGACGAAGAUCCUCUUUGGGAAGCUGAGUACCGUGAACCGCGGGCCGCAAGACGGUACCGACUGGCCACAUUCCUGGACGACGUCUUCGCUUCGGACAAGAACGUGUGGUUGAGUGUAACCAGCCAUUCUGGAGCAAUUAGAAGUAUGCUCGAGGCAUUUGGUCACAGGAUGUUUGCGCUGGAGACCGGAGGUGUGAUACCCGUUUUUGUCAAGGCGGAGAAAGUGCAGGGAAAGAGACAGGCUCCGCCCAAGGAACCUAGCGACGCUCCGCCGCUGUGUGAUGGGCCACCCAAAUGAGGACAAGGAAGCAGAGAAGGCAUAUAUUGAGAGCGGAAAUCUGCUAUCUCACUUGUCCGGCAGGAUAUAGUUGGAAUACAAACCGUCAUUAC
This is a messenger RNA of Alternaria alternata, 1306 nucleotides long. RefSeq names its product phosphoglycerate mutase-like protein. The record is from RefSeq and is a predicted model, not a curated record. Gene Ontology annotation, cellular component: cytoplasm. Lineage: Eukaryota; Fungi; Ascomycota; Dothideomycetes; Pleosporales; Pleosporaceae. The transcript is spliced from 3 exons. Gene Ontology annotation, molecular function: phosphatase activity. The coding region runs from base 225 to 1214 and encodes 329 amino acids.